Messenger RNA from Pelodiscus sinensis (Chinese soft-shelled turtle), 2017 nucleotides. Lineage: Eukaryota; Metazoa; Chordata; Testudines; Trionychidae. The record is from RefSeq and is a predicted model, not a curated record.
CUCUGGGCCUCGCUUGCCUCCUGUAAAAUGGGUCAUGCCUCACCUGAGUGUAGUGAAUGUCCUGAAGAUUGUUGGUGAUGGUGGCCAUAGAAAUACCUCCGGCUGAUGAGGGUGGUGAAGCUUCAGGACUCCUGAUGUUUCCUUUCAUGUACACUGUUGACCUGGGCUGGCUGUGGCCACUUGCCAGAGAACACGGGUGUCUUCCUCCCCUUUCCUAGCAACACAGGCAGUGAUGAGUUCUCCUUCAGCGUGCCAAGUGCGCUGUGUGUUCUCAGUGGACACGUACUUUGCUGACUGUGGUUUCUCCGAUGUUCUUUUCCUGAAGCCACUUUCAGCUUCUGUUGUUGCAGUGUUUUGCUUUUUUCCUCUCUCUCCCAUUGUGUCCUUCUUUGUACUUUGUGCUUGCUGUGCAGCUAUCACUGUCCUGUGUUUUUUUUCCCUUUGUAGAAAAGGGUCUUAGUGAAGAAUCCACGCUCCGGCCAUUGUAUAUGGAUGUCCAGGCAACUACUUCUCUGGACCCCAGAGUUCUGGACAGCAUGCUCCCUUAUCUAAUGCACUACUAUGGCAACCCCCAUUCCAGGACUCAUGCCUAUGGCUGGGAGAGUGAGUCUGCUAUGGAACGAGCCAGGCAGCAAGUUGCGUCGUUGAUAGGAGCAGAUCCUAGAGAGAUUAUUUUUACCAGUGGAGCUACAGAAUCAAAUAAUUUAGCAAUUAAGGGUGUUGCAAGAUUCUAUAAAUCCAGAAAGAAGCAUAUUAUUACAACUCAGACAGAACACAAGUGUGUGCUGGACUCUUGCCGUUAUCUAGAGGCUGAAGGCUUUCGUAUCACAUACUUGCCUGUUAAAAGAAAUGGGCUCAUAGACUUAAAGGAGCUGGAAGAUGCGAUUCAACCAGACACAAGCUUGGUGUCCAUAAUGACGGUGAACAAUGAAAUAGGAGUAAAGCAGCCAGUUCGUGACAUUGGUCAGAUCUGCAGCUCCCGUAAGGUUUUCUUCCACACGGAUGCUGCACAGGCAGUUGGCAAAAUCCCCAUGGAUGUCAAUGAUAUGAAAAUUGACCUAAUGAGCAUCAGUGGCCAUAAAAUCUAUGGUCCCAAAGGGAUUGGUGCCAUCUAUAUUCGCCGUCGGCCCCGGGUCAGGUUGGAAGCCUUACAAAGUGGGGGAGGCCAGGAGAGAGGCAUGCGAUCUGGGACUGUGCCUACACCAUUAGCCGUUGGCCUUGGAGCAGCAUGUGAAGUGGCCCAACAAGAGAUGGAGUAUGAUUACAAGAGAAUCUCUGUAUUAGCAGACCGGCUAGUUACAGAAAUAAUGACUGAAAUUCCAGAUGUGGUUAUGAAUGGAGACCCAGAGCAUCACUAUCCAGGCUGCAUCAAUUUAUCUUUUGCGUAUGUGGAAGGAGAGAGUCUGCUAAUGGCCCUGAAAGACGUGGCUCUGUCUUCAGGAAGUGCUUGCACAUCUGCCUCUCUGGAACCGUCCUACGUGUUAAGAGCAAUUGGGACUGAUGAAGAUUUGGCUCACUCCUCCAUCAGGUUUGGCCUUGGGCGUUUCACCACAGAAGAAGAAGUGGAUUAUACCGUGCAGAAGUGUAUACAACACGUCAAAAGACUGAGGGAGAUGAGUCCCCUGUGGGAAAUGGUGCAGGACGGAAUUGACCUGAAGAGUAUUAAAUGGACCCAGCAUUAGGAAAGCGUGGGCUAGGGGAUGUGCUCCAGAGUCCAUUUUCUGUACAUUCCAGAACAAAUCAUGUGGCGUUUGCUGUUUGACAUGGUCACAGACUGGUGGCUGGGGUCUAAACACACCAGAGGGGGGGCUGUGUCUAGAAUACUUGCUUAUGCCCAAGGUACCUUGCACUGUGACCUAGCGUCCUUGGAACUGCAUUUUCUGAUACCAGAGGAAUGGGGCUCUUGAACUCUGACUUCUCUUGCUGCAGAAGGGUCCCUGUGGGAGGAGGUUCUGCUGCCUUGGCAUCGCGCACACGCUGCAGCUGUUCUGUUUGGAGUAAAGCUUUAUUGCUCAGA